This is a messenger RNA of Scomber japonicus (chub mackerel), 2445 nucleotides long. Its product is annotated as outer dense fiber protein 2-like. The record is from RefSeq and is a predicted model, not a curated record. Gene Ontology annotation, biological process: regulation of cilium assembly. The transcript is spliced from 17 exons. The coding region runs from base 184 to 2421 and encodes 745 amino acids. NCBI's taxonomy places the organism in Eukaryota, Metazoa, Chordata, Actinopteri, Scombriformes, Scombridae. Gene Ontology annotation, cellular component: centrosome.
CCGAGCGUUCCAUACAGGCAACAGUCGAGAUUUACCAUGGGAACCAAGCGAAAUAUGUAGUUUCUUUGUUAGAAAAACGUAGUUUAACACGCUACAAAUGAGCUGUUGUUUAACUACAGUCAUUCUUUUGGGCAUUUGUCGGCCCUAAAAGUGUUCCGAGGGCAGUUUUGACGUCGGGAAACAAUGAAAACCCGGGAUUCGGCGCCGCCACUUCAUGUCCACGUACCGGAGACCACACCUGUACAUGUUCAUAUGAGAAGGAGUCCCAGCAAGACCCCACAGAACAGGACAAAAGAUGCCAUGGGGAAGGGAGAAGGAAGGAGGUCAAAGGGCCGGGCGCCAUGGAUUCCUCCAGGAAGACUGUCCUCCAGAAGAGAUGUGGGCUCAUACACGUGUCAGGGAAGCAGAGGUCAGUAUCACUCCGAAGAUGAGACGGGCGUCCAGCGUGAUGCAGACGAUCAGGAAGAAGAGCUGGCCGCAGUAUCCAAAAACCUCAGCGUCUUACUCAGAGAGCAAGAAAGUAACCAUCGAUCAAAGAAAGGAGAUGCUGGUGCUCAGGGCAGGAAGGUGGAUGUGCUCCUGAGAGCGCUCGUAGAAGCAGAGAUUGAUGGUGUUGCAGUAGCCAAUCAGCUGACAACCCUGAAGGAAAGUAUCGACAGCCUCGCUAAGGAGAAGCGGCCUUUGAAGCUGCACACGGCUUCACUUGGACGGCAGCAGGAGUUGUUGUUAGAGAAGAUAGAGAUGUUUGACCACACGAACCACAACCUUCGAGAGCUCCUCAGAGAGUGGAGUGAACAAGAGAGAGAAUCGCUGGUGUGGUCAGAACAGAAAGAUGCCUUGAAGAUCAGAUUGGCCGACACCGAAGCAGAGAACAUUCGACUUUUAGCCAAAUUCACCGACAAAGAGAAAGAGGCCUUCAAGCUUGCCGAGCAUUUGGAUUUUGAAAAGGAGAACGUGAAGACGACGGAGGAGCUUUCAAAAGUUCUGGAGUCGACCCGCGACCAUCUGGAGUCUCAGCUGAGCAGAGCAGAGGUGGAAAAAACACACCUGACUGCUCAGAUUCAGAGGAUGCAGCAGAGCUACAAGCAGCAGUACAAGGAGUUCCUGGCUCUGCAGGAGGAGCUGCAGACUGUGAAGCAGCAGCGGAGGGAGGAGGAGCAGAAGCAGGACCAGCAUGACCAGGAGGCUCUGGCCCUUCUUACCCAGCAGGCCGAGCGAGCCGAGGAGUCGGCCAAGCAGCUCGCCGCCAAACUGCAGGAGAAGGAAUCCCAGCUGGCCGAAGCUCUGUCCACCUCCAGGGACUGGUGCCUCCGUCACUCCAAAGAGACGACGGCUAAAUCACAGCUAGAAGAAGAAAUAUCUGCUCUCAAACUGCGGGUGAGCGAGCUGAGCUCCCAGCUACGCUCAGCGGAGGAGAAGAGCCGGGCGGAGAGAGACGAGCUCCGAGAUCAACUUCAACUUGUCAGUGCUGAAAACGCCUCCACUAAACUGGACAACCAGAGACUCACGGGUCAGUUGACGUCGUCUGAGGAGACUCUCAGAGUUUUGCAGUCUGAAGCCCGACGGCUGAAAUCAACGAUCAAAAAGCACGAAAACCUGGUGGAGAAAUACAAGAAGAAGGUCCAGUCGGCUCGUCUGGAAUCGGAGGAGUGCUGCCUGAAGCUGGAGGCGACACAGAAGGAGGCGCGGGAGGUGAGCUCCAGCCUGGAGAGGGAGAAGGAGCAGGUGAGGAGGGAGCUGCUGGGCCGACUCAGAGAGCUGGAGACGUUGCCCGACCGACUGAAGAGGACCGAGCAGCAGCUGCGAGACGCCCAGCAAGACGCCGACGUGCACCAGAGGAGGAACGUGGAGCAUAACGCCGCCCUGUCUGAAGUUAGACACAAGGUGGAGCAGCAGGGCUCUCAGCUGGAGGCGUUUCAGCAGAGGAACAUGCUGCUGCAGGAGGAGAACAACGUGCUCAAGGAGAAAAAUUACAACUUAGAGAGGAAGCUGGACGACAUCAAGGUAGAAAACAAAGAGAUGUGUGACGCUCUCAUCUCAAAGGAUGCGAAUGUUCGCAGCGUUCAGCAGCAGCUGGAGGAGAAGGUCAGCGAGUGCAGCGUCCUGUCCAGGCAGCUGCAGCAGACUCUGGACGACGCACAACGACAGGUGGACGACGGCUUGCAGAGAGUUUUGGCGAAGGAGAGAGCGUCUCAGUCUAAAGCGCUGGACCUGCAGAGCCAGCUGAGCCGAGCCAAAACGGAGAUGAGUCAACUGCAGCGAAGCAAGCAGGAGAUGGAGCGUCGUUUCCAGAGUCAGCUGCAGAACCUGAAGGACAGACUGGAGCAGUCGGACGCUACGAACCGCAGUCUGCAGAGCUACGUUCACUUCCUCAAAACCUCGUACGGAAACGUGUUCGGCGACUCUUUGCUCACGAGUUGACCGCGGAGGUGUCGGGUCUGAACG